AUGGAUGUCCUUACCAACACAACCAGCGACGGAGCUCGCGGACUAGGUUCUACUGCGAAUCUCAGCGAUGCGAGUGGUCUUUUCAACAUCGACUCGGGAUACGCCAUGAUGUUCUUCUGUACCCUAGCUACAGUUACUUUUUUCGCUACAAAGCAGCGUACAGGCGGUACACCAUUCUCUGCAUCCGCGGAGCCACCUGCGGUUCCUCAUCUAAUCCCAUUUGUUGGGCAUCUCUGGGGGUUGAUGAGGUAUACCCAUGAGUACGCCAACACACUAUGUCAGAGCACACCGUAUCCGAUCUUUUCCAUUCCCGUGCUCUUUGACAAAGCGUACCUGGUGAACUCGCCACUGUUCGCACAAGAUAUCUUCCGAAAGAAGAGCGUGAGCAUGAUACCUUUAGUGAUAGAGUUUAUUGGUCGAUUGAGAGAACUCUCGGAACCGGCAAAAAAAGCUUAUGCCGACGGGUUACGGUCAAAAGUCAUACACCUGUUCGCUGCGAGGUUGACCGGGUCAGAGCGGAAGAAAAUGGCCGCUGCCGCACUCCAGGAAUUGACUGGGCUCCUCCCUCAAACUCUUCGGUCUGAAAGCGGUGGACCAGACAUGGGAAGAGAUGCCGUGGUGCAAGACCUUUGGCUCUGGAUGCGUAGUAUCAUGACAAUCACCACGACAUCGUCACUAAUGGGAAAAGAAAACAACCCAUGGAGCAAGGACGUUUCUCUCGUAGAUACUUACUGGCUCAACGUCAAGAAUAGCGACAAUCAUAUUGCCUCGCUUACAGUCGACAUGGCUGCCAUGCAACGCGAGCACGGGUUCACGGCUAGAGAUAUAGCAGCGACGUACCUGAUCAUUAUCCACGCGGCAGUGGCCAACGUGGUACCGACAUUAUUCUGGUGUGUGACAUACGUCUUCAGCCAGCCAGCACUGCUCGUUGAACUGAGAGAUGAGUUGAGUGCGGCAGUGACAAUCGAGGCAAAUACUGCAGUUGUGGAUGCCGAUCGGAUACAAUCCAACUGUCCACUUCUGCUAUCCGUGUUGCGCGAGACACAGCGCCUGGUCUCGGUAGGCACACUGCACCGCCGAGUCGUCGACGACACCGUCGUAUCCACCCACCGCCGCGAAAGUCAAGGGCAAUCUUACCUUCUCAAAAAGGGCACCAACAUGCUAAUUUCAAUGAAGAGCGCCCACCGCAACCCACUGACCUGGGGACCCACAGCCAAUGAAUUCCACGCAGACCGAUUCCUAGAGAAGCAGCCGAGUGCGAUGGAGGAAAAUCCAGAUGAUUCGACUCAUUUACGCAGAGUGGGUUACUUCCCUUUUGGCGGAGGCCAGGACCAGUGUCCUGGACGCCACUUUGCAAUCACCCAUAUAAUGGGCACCAUGGCUGUACUUAUUCUGGGUCACGAUAUUACAGCUGUGGGUGGCGGACCCAUAUCUCAGCCAGGGUUUGGCCCGUGUAGGAUGACAGAAGAUACUGUGCGACCACAUCCGGAUGCCGACUUAGGGGUACGGAUUGAAAGAAGACAAGGUUGGGAAGAAGUAGUGUGGCAAGUGAGGAAUGAUCACUGA
Pyrenophora tritici-repentis Pt-1C-BFP is the source of this 1566-nucleotide messenger RNA. NCBI's taxonomy places the organism in Eukaryota, Fungi, Ascomycota, Dothideomycetes, Pleosporales, Pleosporaceae. The record is from RefSeq and is a predicted model, not a curated record.